AUGAAAAAAUGCAUCUCGAAAAUCUAUUCAAAACGGUACACAAAACAGUACACUCAACACCACACGCAACUCUACACACAACGAUACACACAAUCCUUCGUACGACGCUUCACAAAAUUGAGAAGGAUAAUACUGUUUAUAACCUUUCUUUCUCUAUAUAAGCACUUCCUCCUCGGCUUAACAUGGACCACUAGCAUACAAAGAAGUGCAUCGUCAUCAAAUAAAUAUGUACCUCUUUUAAAUAUAUGUUAUAGAAAGAGAAGGAAAGCGUUCCCUCACAUUUCACAUGUAGGAGUAGUAUUUUUUAAAAAAAUAUUACCUAGACAAAAAAAUUAUUUUUGCCUAAACAACUACAAUGAAUGCAAUAACUGCAAUGAAUGCAAUAAACGUAGUGGUAGAAGAAGGAAAAAUAUACUUCACUUCAUAUCAUUGAAAAAUGUUGUAAAGGAAAAGAAAAGACAAACUAAAAAUGCAUUUUAUAAUAUAAGAAAAAAUAUAAAGAAAUAUGAGGCUUUCCCUUUGUACAGUCAAGAAAAAGAGGGUUCACAAAAUAAUAUCAAUAUAAAGCCGCUAAACCGUUUUAGUGAUGAAAAGGAAAGAACUGACGUGAGUAAAAGGAACGAAACGGGAGAAAAAAGCGAAACAGGAAGAAUCGAAAGUAACGAUGAUGAUGAUGAUGGUAGUAAUGCUGAUAAUGAGAAUGGCGAUAAUAAUGAGAAUGACCAUCAUAAUGAUAAUGAUAAUGAGAAUGGCGAUAAUAAUGAGAAUUACUAUGAUGACUCCGAAGGGACAAGUACAAGGCACUUCUUAACCGAAACAAAGUAUUACAAAAGAAGCAAAUAUUCGAAGGCUGGUUAUAUGAAGGAAAAAAAAAGUUACAACUAUACACCAGGGAAGGAAGAAAAUCAUUCUUUUGACGAUUUUAUAAAUAGCGAAACUAGAAAAUCGUAUACAGAAUCGAAAGAAGAAUUGAUAAGGUAUGAUAUAAAAAAGAGUUUAGAUGAAGCAACUGUUAGUCUUCCAGAUUUAUUAUACAGAAAUUAUUAUUCUGAUAGGAACAGAUCAAAUGAUUUAGAUUUAUUACACGAAAAAGACAAGAAGGGUAUACAAAUAAAAGGGAAUAUUGUAGAACCUAAUACUACAUGUCAAAUAAAGCAACAAGGAAAGGAUAAGAGAUCAGAAGGAAAUAGCAAAAUAUCAAUUAUGAGUGAAUAUACAGUUAUAGGAGAGAUAGUAGGGGUACAUGGACUCUUAGGGUGGUUAAAAGUAGUAAGUUUUACAACCUUUAAUGAUAUAAGAUUUAAAAAGAAUUGCUAUCGAUACCUUAUUAUUAAUAAUAAUCCAAAUCCAUUACCAAUUAAAAUAGUUGAUAUAAAAGAAUCGUUAAAAGUAGGUUUUCUUUAUAUUAAACUGGAAGAUAUUAAUUCCAGAACAGAUGGACUGAAAUUAAAAAAUUGUUUAAUAUGUGAUGAUAAAAGAAAUUUUCCGGAUAUUGAAGAAAAUCAAUACAUAUCUACAGAUUUACUAAAUUUUGACAUUUAUAUUUUUAAUGAUUUCACUAAUACAUGUAUUGGAAAAGUUUUUACCUUCUUAUCGAAGUAUGACUAUAUAUGUCGUAAAUCGAUGCAAGAAAUUUCAGAUGAUCUUAUAAAAAUCCAGCUCAACAAGAAUAUUCCUUUACAAAGGGUUUUUCAUAUCAUAAAUGCUUCAAAGGUGAAUGUCGCACCUGUCUCGGUCAGCAGUAUGGCUAGUAAUACGUCCAACAGUAUGUCUAGCACUAUGUCCAGCAGUAUGACCAACAACUCGACUGAUAUCCAUCCGACCAAGAACCUCAACCCCAUCAGAGUGUUGAUUAAUCGGAAAAAUUUUGAUCUUUACCAGCACGAAGACAGAAGCUGUGAUACAGAGAGUAACGACCCGAGUGAACGAAUAAAGGACGACAAAAAUUACUACGAUUCGUUAGACAACUUUGAUGGUUGCUCUUAUAAAAAAAUAUACAAAUGUGAAUUUUGCGAUGAUAUUUAUGAUAAUGUAUCGGAUGCGAGUAAGCACGAAAGUACUCACUUUCAAACGGAUGAAGAGAUGUUGUACAAUGCGUCCCAGUUGGGUAAUGACAAAGAGAAAAUUUACGAAGUCACACAGAAAGAUGCCAAAAGGGUUAAAAACGUUGACUACUUCUUCGUCCCAAUUGUAAAGGAAAGAACUAUAAGAUCUGUAAACUACGAGAUGAAGAAAAUUUACUUAAACAUAUCUACUGUUUUUCUAUUGGACAAACAAAAGUAG
Molecule: messenger RNA, 2283 nt
Organism: Plasmodium malariae
Lineage: Eukaryota; Apicomplexa; Aconoidasida; Haemosporida; Plasmodiidae
Gene: RimM
Product: ribosome maturation factor RimM, putative
Exons: 2
Coding region: 1-2283 (760 amino acids)
Biological process (GO): rRNA processing
Cellular component (GO): ribosome
Molecular function (GO): ribosome binding
Source: RefSeq, a predicted model, not a curated record